AGUGUCACAUGCAAAUUUGAACCAUUUACUUGACCUGUCCUUCUCUUAACACCCUAUAACUUUUGUACCAUGAAUGUUAGAAACAUUCUUUCAGAUUUUAUUUUCUCCUUUCUGAUCCAUCUACUUCUCUUCUUACCUUUUUCACACACUUAUCUUUUUUAGGCCAAAAGUUGAGUUUACCAACUUAUGUUCAUAACUUCCUAGCAUCUUAUAACUAUGUAUACUUAACUUUGUGCACCAAAAUCAUCAAAAAAAAAAACUUGCAAAUGGAUACACUCAGAUUGUUUAUGUACCUUCUUUUAAUGUCAUGCUCAAACAUCCAAGCCAAUGAGGAUGCAUUUAUCGAUCUAAACGAUGAUGUUUUAGGCCUAAUAGUGUUCAAAUCAGACCUCAAUAACCCACCAGCAUUAAGCUCGUGGACCGAGGAUGACAGUUCUCCUUGCUCUUGGAAGUGCAUUCGAUGCAACCCAUCGACAGGCAGGGUUACCGGGCUCUCGAUCACCGGGCUAGGCCUAUCAGGGCGGUUAGGAAAAGGGUUAAAAAAGCUUCUUUUCCUUGAGGUAAUCUCACUAUCCAACAACAAUCUAACUGGUGAAAUAUCCCCUGAAUUAGCCCAACUUCCCAAUCUUAAAACACUUGAUCUUAGUCAUAACAAAUUUUCAGGGCAAAUCCCAACAUUUUCCUCUCUAAAAUACCUUGAUCUCUCUAAGAAUAUGCUAUCUGGUACAUUACCUGAUAACUUUUUCCAAAAUUUGCAAUCUUUAAGCUACCUUUCCUUAUCAGGAAACUCUUUUGAAGGUCCAAUACCUAGUACACUUUCCAAAUGUAGUGUUCUAACUGGUUUAAACCUCUCAAACAAUCAUUUUUCUGGUAACCCAUUUGCCCCAAAUGGUGGGAUUUAUGCUUUAAAUAGGCUAAGAUUGUUAGAUUUAUCAAACAAUCUGUUUUCUGGUAGUGUUCCUACUGGUAUUUAUACCUUACAUAACCUUAAGGAAUUACAUUUACAAGGUAACCAAUUCUUUGGUUCUAUACCAUUUGAUAUUGGUCUAUGUCCCCAUUUGGUUAAAGUCGAUCUAGGCAGAAAUUCCUUGAUUGGAGAAAUACCCGAUUCACUUGGUUCACUAAACUCACUGAUUUUCCUUAGUUUACGACACAAUACCUUGUCGGGUGAAUUUCCUCAGUGGAUUGGAAAACUGAUCAAUUUGCAACAUUUGGAUGUGUCACACAACGGUUUAACAGGAGAUUUACCCAUGUCAUUGGGUGACCUUAAAUCAGUUCGAUCUCUUAGUUUGUCGGAUAACAAGCUUACCGGGAACUUACCCACUUCAUUAGCUCAGUGCAAUGAACUUCGAACCCUUAAACUUAAGGGUAACCUUUUAAAUGGGAGGAUACCAACAGAGCUGUUUUCAAUGGGAUUGGAAGAAAUGGACUUGUCAGAUAACAGAUUCACAGGCUCAAUCCCACAUGCUUCUGGUCGAAUUUUCGAGUCUUUGAUUGAUUUGGAUUUGUCAAAGAAUGAUCUUUCAGGGGAUAUCCCACCAGAAAUGGGGCUGUUCUCUAGUUUAAGGUACUUAAAUUUGUCAUGGAAUAACCUCCAUUCCAGGAUACCCCCUGAAAUUGGGUACCUCCAGAAUUUAACAGUCUUAGAUUUAAGGGAUAGUGCCCUAUAUGGGCUAAUUCCUGGGGAUUUAUGUGAUUCAUCAAGUAGCUUGUCUAUCCUUCAAUUGGAUGAUAAUGCCUUAAGUGGCCCUAUUCCUGAAGAAAUUGGAAAUUGUGCUUCACUACAUUUAUUGAGUUUGUCUCAUAACAAUUUGAAUGGUUCAAUUCCAAGCUCAAUGUCCAUGCUAAAAAACCUCGAGAUUUUAAGGUUCGAGUCAAAUGAGCUCAGCGGAGAGAUGCCUAAAGAGCUCGGAACAAUACAAAAUCUUCUUGCAGUAAACAUAUCCUACAAUAAGCUCGUUGGCAGGCUACCUCCCGGAGGAAUAUUUCCUAGCUUAGAUGCAAGUGCAUUACAAGGGAACUUGGGACUUUGCACACCUUUGGUAAAAGGUUCAUGCAAGCUAAACGUACAAAAGCCACUAGUCCUCGAUCCAAAUGCAUAUCGCAACCAAAUCCAAGGUAAUAACGCGGAGGAUGAGAUAGCAAGACGAUUAGAUCAUCACAAAUUCUUCAGUAUAUCAGCUAUAAUCGCGAUUUCAGCAGCUGUUAUUAUUGUAUGUGGGGUACUAGUAAUAACCCUUUUAAACGCGUCUGCAAGAAGGAAACUCGCGUUCAUUGACAACGCAUUGGAAAGCAUUUUCUCUACUUCUUCUCGUUCUACAACACCCUCUAUAGGCCGGUUAGUCCUAUUCGAUACAAGAAGCUCGGGAGACCUGUUUGCCAACCCUGAAUCCCUUACAAACAAGGCAUCAGAAAUCGGAGGAGGGGUUUUCGGGACAGUUUACAAGGCUUCUAUAGGGUCCGAAGGGAGAAUCGUAGCAGUUAAAAAACUCUACACGUCCAACAUACUCGAGUACCCUGAAGACUUUGAUCGGGAAGUACGAGCCCUAGGAAAGGCAAGGAACCUAAAUGUUGCUUCCCUUAGGGGGUACUAUUGGACACCACAUUUACAACUUUUGGUAUCGGAUUUUGCAUUGAACGGAAGCCUCCAAUUCCGACUCCAUGAAAGGCCAUUCAACAUGGCGCCUCUAUCUUGGUCGACAAGGUUCAGAAUCUUACUCGGGACAGCAAAAGGACUCGCGCAUUUGCACAAUUCCUGCAACCCACCAAUCACACAUUACAACUUAAAGCCUAGUAACAUCUUACUAGACGAGAAUUACAACGCUAAAGUAUCUGAUUUCGGGCUUGCAAGAUUGCUUACCAACGUACAAAAUCAUAGCAUGAUCGAAAACAGAUUUCAGGGUGCACCAGGGUACACAGCACCAGAACUCGCGUGCCAGAGUCUAAGAGUCAACGAAAAGUGCGAUGUUUAUAGCUUUGGCGUGAUCACACUAGAGAUCAUUACAGGAAAACGACCCAUUGAAUAUGGAGAAGACAAUGUAAUGAUACUAAAUGAUCAUGUAAAAGUGUUGCUUGAAGAAGGAAAUGUAUUGGAAUGUGUUGAUGAAAGUAUAGGGGAAUACCCUGAUGAAGAAGUUUUGCCUGUUCUUAAGUUAGCAUUGGUUUGUACUUCACAAAUUCCUUCAAGCAGGCCAUCAAUGAAAGAAGUAGUUCAGAUUUUGCAAGUUAUCAAGACUCCUCUACCUCAAAGAUAAGAUUGUUCUUUAAAUUUUAUUUUGAUUUGGUAGAAUUUGAAGAUAUUAUAUGCAUUUUUUUGUAUGUUCUUUUCAAGUUUUGAAUAAUUAGGAUUUGAUAAUGACUUUCAUAUGCUUUAUGUUUGAUUAGUAAAUUACACUUGUGGUUAUGAAUUCAUGUUUCAAAA
Amaranthus tricolor (Joseph's coat) is the source of this 3421-nucleotide messenger RNA. Its product is annotated as probably inactive leucine-rich repeat receptor-like protein kinase At3g28040. Bases 267 to 3254 code for a protein of 995 amino acids. Gene Ontology annotation, biological process: protein phosphorylation. The transcript is spliced from 2 exons. Gene Ontology annotation, molecular function: ATP binding; protein binding; protein kinase activity. Lineage: Eukaryota; Viridiplantae; Streptophyta; Magnoliopsida; Caryophyllales; Amaranthaceae. The record is from RefSeq and is a predicted model, not a curated record.